AUGACCAAGAAGUCAUCGGGCCAGCUGACAGAUGAUUCCUGCUCGUACUCUGUGGAACUGAAUGGUUGGGGUUUGGGCACUGAUAUUAGAAGGGGAGUACUCCCGGAGAUAAAUCAGAUAGGACGAGCACGAAAUAUCGAGGAGGCUAAGCGUGCGUCCAACGAUACCAAGAAUACCAGACCGACGAAGAAGGCAGAGAAACCGAGAUCUGAGCUCAAGAGAGGUUGGGAUGAUCAAGAUGUCAUAGGUAUCGCGAUAAAAACGGGCGUUAUUCUGCAGAUAUACCAUAAACAAGAGUUGAGAAAUUCACCAACAUAUUCUUCUAUUAUAUACACACAAAGGAAAGGCCACCCAUGGCAGCAGUUUCACCGUGAUAUCAGUCAAGAUGCGCUGUACAGCGAGGACGCACCGUACAUGGAUGACCUCCUACGUGACCUGGCUACUGUUGAGAUUGUCAACGCAUCUCAGUUUAGAGGAGGGACGCAGCUCAAGCUCGACUUAAGACUUGCCGACGGUAACCGAGUCAUCGCCAAGCCUAUGAGAUUGUCAAGGGACCAUGUGUACAAAUACACUAGGGAGGAGCCUUUCUGGCUGGAUCCUGAGAGACAUAAUGCAGAGAUUGCUUCCUUUCACCUUGAUAGACUCCUCGGAUUUAGGCGAGUACCUCCUUGCUCCGGUAGACGCGUCAACCUGAAGAAAGAAAUUCUUGGAAAGAGCGAAGACACGAAUCUACUCAGCACUGUCUUCAAAUCUGGUGCAAAUCUCUGUGUUAUCGGGAAUUGCAAACCCUGGUUCUGCAACCAGGAUCAUCCAAGUUGCACCAAGGGGGAUCUGAUGGAGGUGGCCAUGUGCCAGUUCCUACCGGCCUAUCAGGGCGGAAUCCCGGUGCGGGAUGCUGCAUAUCCCUGGAGCCAGGGGAGGAAAGAAUCCAAAGUAUGGAAAGGUAAAAACAUUUGCUUGGAUAUUUUGAAGGAUUCCAUCCGGCUGGGUGGCAGAGUCUUACUAGACCUCAUAGAGCAGGGGAUAUUCGACUUCUUUCUUCGAAAUUACGACAGGCAUCAUUACUCCCAACUUCGCAAAUACCAGCGAAAAGUAGGCUGCGUACUACACCUUGAUAACGGCAAGGGUUUUGGUAAUCCACUCGUAGAUGAUGACACAUUUCUGGCCCCCGUCUACCAGUGCUGCAAGCUGAGGCGAUCCACAUACUUCCGUUUGAAAGAACUAGCCCGCCCCCAGUCGCGACUGAGCAACCGGCUAAAUGCUUCCAUGUCACAUGACCCAAUUGCACCUGUCAUCACAGAGGUCCACCUUCAGGCGAUGGACAGACGACUGGAAACCGUCCUGCGGACAAUAGACAAAUGUAUACGUAAUCACGGGGAGAGCAAUGUGCUUGUUGAACGACUGGAAUAGACCUGAGACAUAAUGACGUCACGCUUUAUUUUCAUGUGAGCUUUUUUAUGGGAUUCAGCUCUCUCCCCACCUGGCUAGG
Messenger RNA from Patiria miniata (bat star), 1489 nucleotides. Its product is annotated as glycosaminoglycan xylosylkinase-like. Gene Ontology annotation, biological process: protein phosphorylation. Gene Ontology annotation, molecular function: phosphotransferase activity, alcohol group as acceptor. Lineage: Eukaryota; Metazoa; Echinodermata; Asteroidea; Valvatida; Asterinidae. Gene Ontology annotation, cellular component: Golgi apparatus. The coding region runs from base 1 to 1410 and encodes 469 amino acids. The transcript is spliced from 11 exons. The record is from RefSeq and is a predicted model, not a curated record.